Messenger RNA from Cercospora beticola, 906 nucleotides. RefSeq lists its product as uncharacterized. The record is from RefSeq and is a predicted model, not a curated record. NCBI's taxonomy places the organism in Eukaryota, Fungi, Ascomycota, Dothideomycetes, Mycosphaerellales, Mycosphaerellaceae.
CUGCCUAAUACGGGCAACAGCUACUACUACUCUAUCAAUCGCAACGUCAAGGUACGAUGGAUCAGAAUGGAGCUUCGAGACUUCUUGCUCACUACGUCCAGCGUCACUCCGUUCUCUACGACUGUAACAGUCAGCACUAGUAGCACGAUCGUACAGACUACGACCUCAACCAAUACUGUGACGCAAACAUCAACGUCUACAGCAACAACGACCGUUGCAACUACCAUCAUAAAUUUCCCCAAUGCAAAGCGGGACGCGGUCGCUGGCCGACCUACCCCGAACCCUCAAGCCGCGAGGUUCAGUAGUCUGUGCAAGCAGCCAAAUCAGUACAUUACCUCUGUGUGCAAGUGCGUGGUGAAACCGAAGACCACCACGAUCACCACGACUCCAUCUACUACCAAGCGUGUUGUUGCUACAUCCACUUUGAGCACCACUGCAACCGUGACCUCGACUUUCACUGCGACCAUUCUGACAACGACAACAAUAGUCGUUACAGAGAUGACCACUCAAAUGACCGCCACAAGCACCCUCACGACCACAACGACCACGACCUCGGUCACAACUACUCAAACCUGCCCACCAACCCAACCUACUUACUGCUUAAACCGGGGAUAUUGCAUCAACGCAGACAACGACUACCUCAACUGCGGUGCAUGCGACAACGAAUGCAGCGGCCCAGCAACGUCUGCCAACGCGGCUCAUGCUCCCAGGCGCCGAACGUAUGCCAACCCCGUGCCCAAGCCUAUCCCUGUGAAAAUGCGGCUUCAGAUUGUCUUUGCUACAGAGCAGUCAAUGGAGGUGGGUAUUGUUCGGCAGGCGGCCGUAACUGUGGUCAGGUAUGUGAAGUCGCGGGAGACUGCUUCAGCGGACAAUGUAUCAGUGGAGAUUCCACAGGUUGCGGAGUGA